Messenger RNA from Enhydra lutris kenyoni (northern sea otter), 2992 nucleotides. Its product is annotated as epithelial membrane protein 1. The coding region runs from base 262 to 744 and encodes 160 amino acids. The record is from RefSeq and is a predicted model, not a curated record. NCBI's taxonomy places the organism in Eukaryota, Metazoa, Chordata, Mammalia, Carnivora, Mustelidae. Gene Ontology annotation, cellular component: plasma membrane. The transcript is spliced from 5 exons.
AAAUCUUUUUUUUUUUUUUUUUUUAGUCAGACUGAUUCAUAGAAACUCCUUUAAAACAGAGUGAAAAGAAACCGCCCAUCACACACCCCAGCACACCAGCGCUGGAAACUUAUAACCCCGGGAAGCAGGUCCCUCCCCUCACUGCGGUCACAUACCUCCAGAAGAGCGGACAGGGCAGCCACCAGCUCCUGCUACUCAGGGUGCUUCAGUGCCCGGAAUCCUCAGAACUCUCGUUGCUCUUCGAGGCAUCAAGAAGCCAAGAUGUUGGUAUUACUGGCUGGUAUCUUUGUGGUCCACAUCGCCACUUGCAUCAUGUUAUUUGUCGGUACCAUUGCCAACGUCUGGGUGGUUUCCGAUGAUAGACAAGGAUCAGUUGGUCUUUGGAAAAACUGUACCAUUGGUGGCUGUGAUUACGUGCUGUCAUAUGCCAGCGAAGAUGCCCUCAAGGCGGUGCAGGCAUUCAUGAUCCUCUCCAUCAUCUUCUCCGUCAUCUCCCUCGUGGUCUUUGUGUUCCAGCUCUUCACCAUGGAGAAGGGAAACCGCUUCUUCCUUUCCGGGGCCACCAUGCUGGUGUGCUGGUUGUGUAUUAUGGUCGGAGUGUCCAUCUAUACUCAUCAUUAUGCCAGUGGUUAUGGGACCAGCUACUCCAAAAGUCACCAUGGCUACUCCUUCAUCCUGACCUGGAUCUGCUUCUGCUUUAGCUUCAUCAUUGGCGUGCUCUAUCUAGUCCUGAGAAAGAAAUAAGGCCAAAGGAGUUCAUGGGGAUCCUGGGGCAGGGGGUGGGGAGAAGAAAGCCGUUGAAUCUGGGAGGGAAGUGGAAGAUACCACGCAGGAAAACCCAAGGGGGGGCGGGGAGGGGAAGGAGGGUGGGAGAGGCUGGAAAUCCAAACCAUUCCUGGGAAGGUUCUCUACCAUGGAGCUCCUGCCCUAGGGAGGGAGUAGUUGGCUACUCUCUGCUACUCUCUCAGCUGGAGAGCCUCUCUCCAGCCACCAGACUUGGCCUCCAGCUGUUCUUAGUUACACACACUGCCUGGGGACCCACCAGCUGCCGCACCACUGGCUCCACUCCUGAGGCUGAACUCUGGGUCUCGCACUGCGGUCCUCAGACCUAUUGCAUCAAGUUAAAAUAGCGGUACAAGUUCCAGCAAGCACAGAUCUUGUUUUUGUGUUGAUUGUGCCAAGCCUGGAAGCCAUCCCGCCUUUCUGACCCAAAGCAGAACAUCACAUUCCAGUCUGAAGGGCCUGUAGGAGGGGGCUUUGGCCUGUGAGCCAUUAGCCCUCUUUAGAACAGAUAUUUAACUCUGUGGAACUCAGUGGUAUUUGUGAUGAAAUGGGAGAAAGACAUAAAGUCCUAAGGCCAAAUUGGUGGGUGAGUUAAACCAAGAAAGAGGAUCCCAGGGGAAAGCCUGGGGGCUGGUCAGAACCCAGACUGGACCUCACGCAGUUGUCCCUCACAGAGAACUCAUGUUGUGGACUUUGCUAGGCCUCUUGCUUAAAGCCAAAGCAGCUCUUUUGGCAUUUCUGUAGCCACUCAUGACCAGUUCUGUGGUGAAAGCACCACACAAAUGAUGAGACCAAGGGGCAGUCUCGUGACAGUGCUACAGUAGGGUUGUUUUUAGGAUCCCCUGUUCAUGCGAUCAGUGUUUCUUUUAAGCACAUACUGGGAGAGAGAUGGACAUGACUUCUUGUAACAUGAUUUAUUACUCUCCCUCUAAAUUAUAACUUUGGAGGACGUUUUUCCUAAAAAAAAAAAAAAUUAUCUGCAUUGGGGAUCAGAACUUCUAGUCUCAGUGGUAGCUCUCUCUCUGACAUGGGCUGGAGCCAUUGCCUUUCAGAGGCCCUGUCUAUCCUGCAAGUGAGGCAGGGCAAUUCUGGAAGCUUAGUAAAACACACACAAACCAAAACCAAAUAGAUCCUUGGGGGAAAGGUGCUAUAUAAUUGUAAAGUAUUAAGCAUACUAGAUUUCAGUCAUGAUUAGAACAGAGUGCCUGCAUUCCCAGGAAAAUUAGAAAAUUCCCAUGAGACAAAUAAAAACAUAGGUGAUAGACACAUAUUUUCUUUAAGAGAAAAAAUAAAAAGCAAAAACUCCUGUGGUUCCCAGUCAGUUGGCAAUUGGGCUGUGUGUUGCCAUAGGAGCAUUUCUAUAUAGGACUUAGUAGAUGUAUGUUAUUCCUGGGGAAGCAGCAUUGCUCUGGCCUGGAGCAGCUAUUUCAAGCCAUCUCAGAUUCUGUCUAAAGGGGUCAUUUUGGGAAGAUACUUCCUUUAUUACCAGAGAAGAUCUACCCCAGGGGGAAUGUGAGACAUCUUGCCUACUUUUCCUUCUCCCAGCUCUCUCCUUAUCCCAUUUCUUACACACUUUUCCUUUCUGGGGAGUUGUCAUGCCAUGAUUGCUGGUAUUUAUGUAAAAGGACUAUGACUAAAUAUAUUGCUCUAUGUUCAUUCUGGUUAAGGGAAUAUUGAGGACAGGCCACCAGAUUACACGGGCUGGGGGUAGAGAGAUGGCAAGCAAGAACUGUGGAAUGAUGAACUUUUUUAUAUGAUUUAAUUAUCACAUGAUUAUAGAAGGCUGUCUUAUGUGCAGAAGCAUACUUACAUAUCAGAUAUACUCAAAAGAGAUACUCGCAUUAUGUUGAAAAGUCAAACUAUGACUGGAGUGAACCAUGUAUUCCCUUGUCUUUUACUUUAUUUCUGUGACAUUUAUGUCUCAUGUAAUUUGCAUUACAUUGGUGGGUUGUUCUAGUACUGUAUCUGGCUUCUCCUUUAAUAGAUUGAUAUUUCAUAUUCUAUAAAUGUAAAUAUUUUGAUACAAAUGUUUAUAACUCUAGGGACAUAAAAGUAGAUUCUGAUUCCCUUCACCGUGUGAAUGUUUUCUUCCUAAAAAAAUGCAGGACAGUAGAGAUAAUAGUGACAUUUAUACUUAACGAAGUUGUCGAUCAGUGCGAUUUGAACAACUUGGCAUUUAUUUGAGACGUUAAACUACUUUCUGGUAAUA